This is a messenger RNA of Rhododendron vialii, 627 nucleotides long. RefSeq lists its product as uncharacterized. The record is from RefSeq and is a predicted model, not a curated record. Lineage: Eukaryota; Viridiplantae; Streptophyta; Magnoliopsida; Ericales; Ericaceae. The transcript has a single exon. Bases 1 to 627 code for a protein of 208 amino acids.
AUGGGGUGUCUACAAGAGGCUACGUUAGUGGGGCCGGAUAUGAUCAAAGAGUCUACCGAGAGUAUGAGAUCGAUUCGCCAACGACUUUUAGAGGCUCAAAGGAGAACAACCGAACAAGUCAAGAUAAUUCGCCAAAGGUUACAAACAGCUCAAAGCCGACAAAAGAGCUAUGCCGACCGUCGUCGUCGUCCAUUAUCAUUCGAAGUGGGAGAUCACGUGUUCCUUAAAGUAUCGCCACAUCGAGGCUUGUCACGUUUUGGGAAGAAGGGAAAGCUUUCACCGCGUUAUAUCGGUCCAUUUGACGUUAUCGAGAAAAUCGGGGAGGUUGCGUACCGUUUGGCCUUGCCGCCAAGAUUAUCGAAUGUGCACGAUGUGUUUCACGUAUCUAUGUUAAGAAAGUACGAACCGGAUCCGUCGCAUGUGUUAGAAUGGUCCGAACUCGAAUUGGAAGCCGACGCAUCAUAUGGGGAAGAACCGAUACGUAUCCUGGAUACGCGUGACCAAGUGUUGAGGGGUAAAAUGAUACCACUAGUGCGAGUAUUGUGGAAGAAUCAGGGUAGCAAGGAGUCGACGUGGGAACGAGAAGAUGAGGUUAGGGAGAAGUAUCCGCAUCUAUUUCCGGAAUGA